AUGGCCACCGCUCCCGCUCCCGCUCUCAAUGCUUACCGACACCUAAUGCGCGCGGCGCGAAUCGCUUUCCAAGGUUCAAGACUGGUCCAAUGGGUUAUGCUGACUGACCAAUUCACUGCAGGCGACGCCCCUAUCCUCACUGCCGCUCAGCUUCAGAUCCGCAACGAGUUCCGCCAAAAAGCAUCGGUCGAUGCUGCCGAUGCUUCCGCAGCGAUUAAGCAUGCCGAAGACGUAGCAAAGGUUCUUCGUCAGAAUGUUGUUCAGGGUCAAAGAACAGAGGAGGGCAAGGACACCUUCAAGCUCAGAAUACACGAAGAUAUUGAGCGAGGAGAUAACGAGUCUAUCAAGACAGCUGGCAAAGGCACAGUUGGAGGUGGCUGCUGCGGCGGUGGUGGUAAAAAAUGA
Messenger RNA from Fusarium subglutinans, 405 nucleotides. Its product is annotated as mitochondrial zinc maintenance 1 mitochondrial. The transcript is spliced from 3 exons. Gene Ontology annotation, biological process: mitochondrial respiratory chain complex III assembly. Lineage: Eukaryota; Fungi; Ascomycota; Sordariomycetes; Hypocreales; Nectriaceae. The record is from RefSeq and is a predicted model, not a curated record. The coding region runs from base 1 to 405 and encodes 134 amino acids.